AUGGCAUCACCUCGGCCCCGUUCCCCCUCAAAUAACGCAGAUCGGAACCCAUAUUCCUCCGAUAGCGAGCAUCCAGAUGCGCCCUUGCCAAACGAGCCUUAUCGAGACGACGAGUCCUCCUAUAUCCCCUCCCUUGUAGAAUAUGAACCGCGUCCCAUCGAUGAAAGCGACGAGAACGAGAAUGAAGAUAUCAUUGCGGAAUCAUCCAGACCCCGUCAUGCGUGGCAGGCCAAGCUCCGAGUGUUUUGGUUGAAGAACAAGGGCAUUUUCCUUGUACUGCUGGCACAGGCAUUUGGCGCGUCAAUGAAUGUUAUGACGAAGGUUUUAGAGAUCAAUAGCUCUUUGCAUCCAUUCCAGAUCUUAUUUGCCCGCAUGUCAAUCACAGCAUUGGCAAGCUACCUUUACAUGUGGUAUGCGCGUGUGCCUCAUCCCCUUGGCACCAAACCAAUCAUCCACCUCCUCAUUACGCGUGCCGUCUUCGGUUUCAUGGGAGUAUACGGACUAUACUACUCAGUACAAUACCUGCCUCUCGCCGAAGCAACUGUUAUUACCUUCCUAGCCCCGAUAAUGACCUGCUACGCCUGCUCGCUGCUAAUACCUGGCGAAACAUUUAACAAGCGCCAACAAGCCGCAGCGCUAGUGUCCCUAGCAGGUGUAAUGCUAAUCGCACGACCAUUCCGUACGCGCGACAGUCAUGCCAGUAACCAGGACCAAAGUCAGGAGCAAGGCGGUAGUCCCAACUCAACAGACUCAUAUCACCACGUCAUGGCAACAAUCGUGGCAUUUAUAGGUGUUAUCGGCGCAGCAGGAGCUUACACGUCCAUUCGCGUGAUUGGAAAACGCGCUCACCCGCUUGUGUCAGUGACGUACUUUUCAAGUGUGACAACCAUCAUCUCACUUGUCGCAAUGGCUGCGUUUCCCUGGGUACAGUUCAAACUCCCCAGCACACCUUUAGAAUGGACACUCAUGGCCGGACUGGGAGUGUGUGGGUUCCUAUUACAGUUCCUAUUGACGGCCGGGUUAUCUUACGUGCCACCGCGUGAGGUGGCAAAUAGUAAAGCGAGUCAGGGAUCGCGAGCGACGAGUAUGGUGUAUACACAGGUGCUGUUUGCGCUCUUUUACGAUAAAGUGGUCUGGGGCACUACGCUUUCAUUGAUGAGUGCAGCUGGGUCGGUGCUCAUUCUCGCGUGUGCCAUUUACGUGGCUGUCAUGCAGGACGAACGAUCGGACCCUGGUCCAGUAACACAAUCAGACAAUCACCCGCAAUUCAAGGACGUUGGUGACGAGGAGGCGCUGAUUAACCCUGCACAGGGGUGA
Messenger RNA from Penicillium angulare, 1317 nucleotides. Its product is annotated as DMT family transporter. Gene Ontology annotation, cellular component: membrane. The record is from RefSeq and is a predicted model, not a curated record. The transcript has 2 exons. Lineage: Eukaryota; Fungi; Ascomycota; Eurotiomycetes; Eurotiales; Aspergillaceae. Bases 1 to 1317 code for a protein of 438 amino acids.